AUGUCGAGAUUCUUUCCACAUGCUGCUUACGCAGAGGAUCAGCCUCUAUCUCGCACAAUCCUCACCACGCACGUUAUCGUGCGCGCAAUCACAUUAAACACAAUCAUCGCAACAGGCAUAACAACCACACGCCAAAUCAUCCCCUUUCUGCGCCCCAAGACCCCCAAUGCGCUCUCCUUUCUGCCGCGGCUCGUCCGCUCUGCGUCAACAGGCACCGUCGCAGCGCUGGGCGUCGGCGUGCUCAUGACGUUUGGGCGCAUGCGCGGGAGGGAGGAGAUCGAGUGGCAGGAUCGCAGCUGGAGAUUACUCGAGAACGAGGGACAGCUGGAGACUGACGACUGGACUGCCUUGGGCUCUGGGGCUGGGGCGAUAUUAGGGGCCAAUGUGGCAGGGUUGGGUUGGAGAGGUCCUGUUGGAGGGAUGGGGUUGGGGACUGUGGGUGGCAUGUUGGGAUAUAUGGCUUGGAGAUAUGGUGUCAAUGGGGGCAAGUUCCCCAAGAAGGAGAAUGCUUUGUAG
Messenger RNA from Fusarium sp. VM40, 516 nucleotides. NCBI's taxonomy places the organism in Eukaryota, Fungi, Ascomycota, Sordariomycetes, Hypocreales, Nectriaceae. The record is from the annotation of a GenBank genome assembly.